Messenger RNA from Sipha flava (yellow sugarcane aphid), 852 nucleotides. RefSeq names its product zinc finger BED domain-containing protein 5-like. Bases 1 to 852 code for a protein of 283 amino acids. The record is from RefSeq and is a predicted model, not a curated record. NCBI's taxonomy places the organism in Eukaryota, Metazoa, Arthropoda, Insecta, Hemiptera, Aphididae. The transcript has a single exon.
AUGGAGAGAUGGUUUAAAAAAGGAACUCUAAAACGUUCCUCUCAAGAACCUGAAUAUUUUGCGGUGAACUCAAGUCAUAUUGAUAACCAUAGUAAUAAUGAGAAUGAUACAAAUGAAAUCACCCCAAAAAAAAAAUGUAGAAAGUAUGAUGAAAGUUACAUAUCAUUAGGAUUUAUGAAUAAUAAUGAUAAUCCUCAGUGCGUUAUUUGCAGCAAAGUUCUCCCAAAUAGCUCUAUGGCUCCAGCUAAAAUGCGUCGUCAUUUAGAAUCUGUUCACGAUGAACUUAAAGAAAAAAAUGUAGAAUUCUUUAUUCGAAAGCGUGACGAACUAUUAAAAUCAAUAAACUGUAUGGUUCAAACCACAAAAACUGUGAAUGAAAAAACAACCGAAGCUUCUUAUUUAGUUAGCUAUCAGAUAGCUCAACGCGGUGAAGCUUACACAAUUGCCGAAAGUCUUAUAAAACCUUGUGCUAUGGAGAUGGUAAAAUGUAUGUUAGAUGAAAAAUCUGCAAAAGAAAUAUCUAAAAUCCAACUAUCGAAUGACACGGUAGCUAAUCGUAUCAAUGAUUUAGCAGCCGAUAUACAGAAUGAACUUAUUUUUCGUCUCAAAUCGUGCAAAUUUGCAUUAAAAAUGGAUGAAUAUCCUCAAUUGUCACAAAAGGCCGUGUUGGCACUUUUACCAUUUGCAACCACGUAUAUGUGUGAAACGGGGUUCUCUACCUACGUAUCGACCAAAACAAAAUACCGCAACAGACUUGAUGCCGAACCUAAUAUGUUAUUAAAACUUUCAUCAAUAAAGCCCAAUAUUAAGAAUAUUUGUAAUAAUAAAAAGCAAUUUCACGCAUCUUAUUAA